AUGGCAUCUGUUUAUACAGCUUUAGCAAUUAUAGGAAUGUUUUUUAUUUCUCCUUUUUUAAUACCAGCACUGUUCUGGGGAGUUGUAUUAUAUGAUUUUUUCAACUCAGAACUGCCACCUGGAAUUGAGCAACCUCUAAAACUUCGUUUUUUCCACUCCUUGCUGAUUACAACCAUGGUCGGGGGAAAGAUUUUGGAGAAGCUGGGGAUCUGCAAUGAUUUAACCAUACUGCGACUAAUGCUCAAUGGGAUACCCCCAUGGAGAGAUUCCAAACUGCUUAUCAAAGAUCUCACAGUAGAUGAGGUACCCUUGAGGAUUUAUCAGCCCAAAAGCCCACCCACUGGCAAAAGAAGAGGAAUUCUGUAUUUUCAUGGAGGCGCUGGCACAUUUGGGAGCAUUAGAGCCUUUGAAAGAGUAUGCCGCUAUAUGGCCAAAAAAUGCAACUCAGUGGUUGUGUCUGUUGGGUACCGUCUGGCUCCUGAACACCCCUACCCAGGGCAAUAUUUUGACUGUCUCAAUGCCACCUUAUACUUCAUGAGGAAUUUAGAAAAGUAUCAUGUGGAUCCUGGUUUCAUCAUCAUUAGUGGUGACAGCUGUGGAGCUAAUUUUGCUACAGUUAUUUGCCAAAUACUGCUGAAUGAUAGAGAUCUGCCAAAAGUACGUGCUCAGGUCCUACUUUACCCAGGACUCCAGGGGCUGGAUUUCCAGUUGCCCUCCUACCAGCAGAACGCUUUUGUCCCCAUGUUGCCCCGGAAGAUGAUCAUCUACCUCUGUUUUCGUUACCUUAACAAAAAACCCACGGUUUGGAAAGACGUUCUGCAAAACUGUCAUGUUCCUGAGAGUAUGAGACAUCAGUAUAAAAAAUGGGUAAGUGCUGACAUUAUUCCUGAUGAAUUUAAGAUUAGAGGCUACAUACCACCAAAACCCACAUCAUAUAAACCUGAAGUCCAUGAAGCUAUCAAAGAAAUUUUAGCAAUAACAUUUUCCCCACUUUUAGCUGAAGAUUCCAUUAUUUGCCAGCUCCCUGAGUCCUACAUUGCGACCUGUGAGUUUGAUGUGUUGAGGGAUGAUGGUCUGUUAUACAAGAAGAGACUAGAGGACAAUGGUGUUCAAGUGACCUGGUAUCAUUGCAAGAACGGCUUCCAUGGAAUUUUAGCCUUUUUUGGCUAUGGGAUUUUUUCCUUUUUAUCUGGAAAUAAGUUAAUGGACAGUGUUGUGAAUUAUAUAAACAGCUUAUAG
Hirundo rustica (Barn swallow) is the source of this 1239-nucleotide messenger RNA. RefSeq names its product arylacetamide deacetylase-like 4. Bases 1 to 1239 code for a protein of 412 amino acids. The transcript is spliced from 4 exons. The record is from RefSeq and is a predicted model, not a curated record. Gene Ontology annotation, molecular function: carboxylic ester hydrolase activity. Lineage: Eukaryota; Metazoa; Chordata; Aves; Passeriformes; Hirundinidae. Gene Ontology annotation, cellular component: membrane.